Mirounga angustirostris (Northern elephant seal) is the source of this 2538-nucleotide messenger RNA. It is a transcript of the gene HPSE2, whose product is annotated as heparanase 2 (inactive). The transcript has 12 exons. Bases 1 to 1779 code for a protein of 592 amino acids. The record is from RefSeq and is a predicted model, not a curated record. Gene Ontology annotation, molecular function: hydrolase activity, acting on glycosyl bonds. Lineage: Eukaryota; Metazoa; Chordata; Mammalia; Carnivora; Phocidae. Gene Ontology annotation, cellular component: extracellular matrix; membrane. Gene Ontology annotation, biological process: extracellular matrix organization.
AUGAGGGUGCUCUGUGCCUUCCCUGAAGCCAUGCCCUCCAGCAACUCCCGCCCCCCUGCGUGCCUAGCCCCGGUGGCUCUCUUCUUGGCUCUGUUGCUCCAUCUCUCCCUUUCCUCCCAAGUUGGAGACAGGAGACCCUUGCCUGUAGACAGAGCUCCAGGUUUGAAGGAAAAGACUCUGAUUCUACUUGAUGUGAGCACCAAGAACCCAGUCAGGACAGUCAAUGAGAACUUCCUCUCUCUGCAGCUGGAUCCCUCCAUCAUUCAUGAUGGCUGGCUCGAUUUCUUAAGCUCCAAGCGUCUGGUGACCCUGGCUCGGGGACUUUCGCCCGCCUUUCUGCGCUUCGGGGGCAAAAGGACCGACUUCCUGCAGUUCCAGAACCUGAGGAACCCGGCGAAAAGCCGCGGGGGCCCCGGUCCGGAUUACUAUCUCAAAAACUAUGAGGAUGACAUUGUUCGAAGUGAUGUUGCCCUGGAUAAACAGAAAGGCUGCAAGAUUGCUCAGCACCCUGAUGUUAUGCUGGAGCUCCAACGGGAGAAGGCAGCUCAGAUGCAUCUUGUUCUUCUAAAGGAGCAAUUCUCUAAUACUUACAGUAAUCUCAUAUUAACAGCCAGGUCUCUAGACAAACUUUAUAAUUUUGCUGAUUGCUCUGGACUCCACCUGAUAUUUGCUCUAAAUGCACUGCGUCGUAAUCCCAAUAACUCCUGGAACAGUUCUAGUGCCCUGAGUCUGUUGAAGUACAGUGCCAGCAAAAAGUACAACAUUUCUUGGGAACUGGGAAAUGAGCCAAAUAACUAUCGAACCAUGCAUGGCCGGGCGGUAAAUGGCAGCCAGUUGGGAAAGGAUUACAUCCAGCUGAAGAGCCUGUUGCAACCCAUCCGGAUUUACUCCAGAGCCAGCUUGUAUGGCCCUAAUAUUGGGAGACCCAGGAAGAACGUCAUCGCCCUCCUAGAUGGAUUCAUGAAGGUGGCAGGAAGCACAGUGGAUGCAGUUACCUGGCAACAUUGCUACAUUGAUGGCCGGGUGGUCAAGGUGAUGGACUUCCUGAAAACUCGCCUGUUAGACACACUCUCUGACCAGAUUAGGAAAAUUCAGAAAGUGGUUAAUACAUAUACCCCAGGAAAGAAGAUUUGGCUUGAAGGUGUGGUGACCACCUCAGCUGGAGGCACAAACAAUCUAUCAGAUUCCUAUGCUGCAGGAUUCUUAUGGUUGAACACUUUGGGAAUGCUGGCCAAUCAGGGCAUUGAUGUUGUGAUACGACACUCAUUUUUUGACCAUGGAUACAAUCACCUCGUGGACCAGAAUUUCAACCCAUUACCAGACUACUGGCUCUCUCUCCUUUACAAGCGCCUGAUCGGCCCCAAAGUCUUGGCUGUGCAUGUGGCUGGGCUCCAACGGAAGCCACGGCCAGGCCGAGUGAUCCGGGACAAACUAAGGAUUUAUGCACACUGCACAAACCACCACAACCACAACUAUGUUCGAGGGUCCAUUACACUUUUUAUCAUCAACCUGCACCGAUCAAGAAAGAAAAUCAAACUGGCUGGGACUCUCAGGGAUAAGCUCGUGCACCAGUAUCUGCUGCAGCCCUAUGGACAGGAGGGCCUCAAGUCCAAGUCAGUGCAGCUGAACGGCCAGCCCUUAGUGAUGGUGGAUGAUGGGACCCUCCCUGAACUGAAGCCCCGCCCCCUGCGGGCCGGCCGGACAUUGGUCAUCCCUCCAGUCACCAUGGGCUUUUAUGUGGUCAAGAAUGUCAACGCUUUGGCCUGUCGCUACCGAUAAACCACCCUCACACCCACAAGUCACCAGCAGGCCUGCUGGACUGCUUUUCACUCUCCUGCCCUAAUAGUAUCCUGAUUUUUCAGACAUCUUCUUAGCAACAAACCAGUCUCUGCUGCCCCAUCCUGCUGGAAUCAGCACAGACUUGCUCUCCAAAGAGACAAAUGCCAUAGCAUGAGCUUCACCUAGGUAGGCCACAUCCAGCCCAAAGGAAAAUGUAGACAUCACGUGUAGCUAUAUAAGGAUGAAGGUAUGUCUGUAGAGCUGUCUGUAUCCCUGUGCACGCACCAUGAAAAGAAGCUGGUGGCGCACUCCCAGGACAGAUGAAAGAGCUCUCCAUGAUCCGGGUCACGGAGCAAUGUCACCAUGGACCUUAACCUGUGACCGCUGCCCUCGGCACAGGAUGAGGAAGGAAACCACCAGGUGGGCCUUCAGGAGCCCAGGCCUCUUCUAACUCCUCUCCUUGUCCAUUCCCCGCUGUUGCCCCGGGUUUCCUAUCACCUCUCUUCUCCCUGGGGAGCAAGUGAGUGGGUCAGCACCGGCCCGCUGGGUGAGCUGUUUAUGUCGUUUCCCAGCUGAUGUAUGAGUGUGUGCGUCUGGGUUUCUGACAGUGGCAUCGAUCACCGGCUAUUCCUCUGGGAAACGGGGGCUUCCAAGUAAAAUUGCAAUCAUACUCAGAUUUUGUAAGAGGGUUCUAUUCCUCUGUGAAUCCAGAGUCCCCCUGGGUUGAAAUGGGAGUCAGGUAACAAUAUUCAUGGAGUG